AUGGGUUCCGACGCCGACAAAGGUCAGAACUUACCGGUCGAAGACCCGCCAUCUAGGCCCUCCUUAUUCUCUCGUCUGACUUCGCCUCUUCGUUCACGAACACGUAAUCUCGCCGAUUUUCACAUUCGCCUCCAAGAGCCUCAUCGCCAAUACUCUGCUGGAGAUCACGUAAAGGGUCACGUUGUCCUUUCUGUCGUUAAGCCUAUUCGCAUAACACAUUUGACUGUCGCCCUACACGGAUAUGUUCGCGUCUACAAACAUGCUGGUGCUGGCGCGCAGCUUAGUCCCGUCAAUCCCGCUGUAAUUUCCCACGAAAGGAGCCGAAGUGUUAGAUAUUGCGGGAAUGGGCUGGCCUCCCUCUUUCAGGAUGAGCAGGUUUUAUGUGGUGAGGGGAGGCUCAAGCCUACAAGAUUCGAAUUUGAAUUCGAUCUCAUAUUUCCUGCCAAGGGGUUACCAAGUAGUAUUGAUUUCGAGAGAGGGACGAUAUCCUAUAUGGUCACAGCCACAUUAACACGACCGACUUCAAUAGCUGCAACUUCUAGUUGCGAGACGAAAGUAGCCCUAAUAGAAAAGGUGGAUAUAGGUGUACUUGCCCCUCCACGAGAACGGAGGGUAUGUAUGCAGACUUUACGGAGACGGCCGAAAAAGAAAAAGAGACCGGUGCCGGCAGUCGCAUCGGGUGCCAAUCGCGGCUCGGUAUCUACAGAAGGGCAGGAACCGGCGUCAGACCUUGACUCUACAAGGGUAAACGAAAAUUCCAACGGGAGUUCCGUCAGUCUGGGAGAAGUGACAACGUCAGUCGGGUCACCCGGAAACCAUUUACCGCGAAGCCCAUUACGGAGCGACUUAAUCCCGCACGAUCUACAGAGUGAAAUUAGUGGUGAUAGUGCUGUUAGCAACAACAGCGGCUCUAAUAGUGCUAGAGGUGCCGAUGCCAGUGCCGAAUCUGUGGCUGCAAGUAGGUUGUCGGGGAGUGAUGAGAGAGAGAUAACCGCAACCGUUGAAUUAUUGAAAGGAGGCUGUCUUCCCGGAGAUAUAUUACCUGUUAAGAUCAAGAUUGAGCAUAACCGUCGCAUGAAGAGCAUGCAUGGCAUUAUCGUCACGCUGUAUCGCCAAGGUCGCGUAGACUAUUCACCACCGCUCUCCUUAUUCACGGCGGAACUCUCUAAAGAAGAUGCCAAGCGAUUAAAGCACGAAGAUUAUUAUCCGAGAUCAAGGACUGGACUUGGGGGACUAUCGUUAUCCUCUGCUGGUUCGUGUAGCGUUUUUCGAAAAGACCUCUCUCAAACGGUUGCACCACUUAUAAUAAAUCCUGUCACGCUUACAGCAAAUAUCACGACGUCUAUUAGAAUACCAGAAGAUGUAUUUCCGAGCAUCAAAAAUGUUCCUGGGGGCUUAAUUAGUUUCAGAUAUCACGUUGAGGUAGUUCUCGAUCUAGGCGGUAAACUCGCGGGCCAGUCUACUGGAAGCUCGCAGCAAGCAAAUAGAAUUGGAUCUUUAGGGGUUCCGGGUGGCAAUCCUGCCUCAACGGUCGGGGCAUAUGAUCUGAAGCGGCUUGCCAACUGGAAUGGCACAAUAGUCGACACUGAUCACUUAAGACGUGAAAAGGGUGUUAUAUCCGUGUCCUUUGAGGUUGUAGUAGGGACUAUGGACUCCGCCCGCUCGCGAGGCAAAUCCGUGGUGCGCCCGUCGCUCACAAUUCAACCGCCUCCUUCGGAAGACAUCUACAGCGAGAACGAUGAGCAGAACUAUACCUGGCAAAAUGAACUUGACAGUGGAAAUAACUAUAACGGAGAUUUCGCAUCCGGGCAGCUCGAGCCGUCGCCUCAAAAUUAUUUUCCGCCGGGAGCAUCUCCUCAAACAUCCUAUUAUGACUUCCAAGACCAGGAAUCGCAUGCUCCAGUCUAUGUCCCACCACCAGAGGUACCCAGGCAAAGCGAUCUGUCGGAAAAAGAGCGCAUUCGUCAAGCAGAGCAGAGGUUGUUGCCUAGCCAACCGCCACUGCAACUUGAAGAAUCAGAGGCUGGCCCAUCGCAGGCAUCCGCGCCUAUCGACGAAUCCGCUCAUCCGACUAAUGGUAAUCAUAAUUCAAGUAGCCACACUUCACUGCCGGAGCCAGAAGGGGGUGUUGGAGGACCAUCUGCGCCUAUGCUGACAGAUCUAACACCGACAGGUCCUCCAUCUUCAUCUAAUGUUGAUGAUAAACAGGAGCUUGAGCGCCGACGUCUUCUCCAAGAAGCUAGUGCGCCCCCAGAGGUUCCAGAAGACUACGAGGGCGAGGGGUCAUCUGCACCAGCACUCGGUCCAUCAGGGGGCGUGGAACCCACAGCUCCGGUUAUUCGUGAUGACCACGACUAUGGAAGUCUGGACGCUUAUCAUGACAUCGCCGGACCUUCAGGGCGAACCGCGGGAUCAGAACCAUUGCCGAGAUAUGAGCGAUGA
Molecule: messenger RNA, 2442 nt
Organism: Daldinia childiae
Lineage: Eukaryota; Fungi; Ascomycota; Sordariomycetes; Xylariales; Hypoxylaceae
Product: pH-response regulator protein palF/RIM8
Exons: 2
Coding region: 1-2442 (813 amino acids)
Biological process (GO): ubiquitin-dependent endocytosis
Cellular component (GO): plasma membrane; cytosol; cytoplasm
Molecular function (GO): protein-macromolecule adaptor activity; ubiquitin protein ligase binding
Source: RefSeq, a predicted model, not a curated record